ACUUACCCCCAGAAGACAGACUUUUAACUCUCUUAACGCCAUAGCUGCUUCCUGUUUUACAUUGACUUGCUCUUCAUUUGCACUUUUGGUUCUCUCCCCACUUCUCCUUAGCCUACUUGUCUUCAAUAUAUAUAUAUAUAUAUUAUAUAUUUUUAGGGGGACAAAGACGACUCCUGUUUACUUCGUCGGUGUUGGAAAGAUCUCAAACGAAGAAGGAACUGGGACUUAAUGAAAGGUCCUUGCUCACAUGGUGUGAUAAUAAUUGUGAUGAUGAGGCUAGUAGCUAAGUAGCGAAAGUAGCACCGCGCACUCCAGUCUCCAUCUUGGAACUACUGCGCGCGGUCACGUGACUCCUGCAAUUUUUUAUUAAUUUUUUUAUUUUUUUAAUAGUUCGCUGGAGAGCUCCACUCGAAGUUCGAACACAAAAGCCCUCCAACUCGCCUACGAAAUAUGUCGACUUUGUUCCCAAACUGAUGAGUACCAUCAUCGAUAUCGUGCACAGGAAGUACAUUCAAGGAAGUCCUUUUUGCAUUUUUUUUUUUUUUUGAGUGACAGCUGAGUGCCUGGUGACAGUCCACACGGGACGGCGUCCAGCCCGCACAGCCGAGCCGAUACUCAACAUGGCAGGUCUAUCUUUAUACUUCGAAGACGGCCAUGACGAUCUAGAUGAUUUUGGAUUCGACGACUAUGGAUCAGAAUGCGACAGCAUCCGCAUCACGGCCUUCCUCGACGCAGGCCAGGACAACUUGACGCCGCUCGGGAGGCUAGAGAAGUACGCUUUCAGUGAGAAUGUUUUUAACAGGCAGAUCGUGGCUCGCGGGCUGCUCGAUGUGCUUCGUGAGUUCAGCGAUAAUGAAAAUGACUUCAUCAGUGUCAUGGAGACAGUUGGCAGAAUGUCAGAAGAUGGAGAGCCGACCGUGCGAGCCGAGCUGAUGGAGCAGGUCCCCAACAUCGCCAUGUUUUUACACGAGAGUCGGCCCAACUUCCCUGCCGCGUUCUCCAGAUACUUGGUACCCAUUGUAGUCCGGUACCUCACCGAUCCCAACAACCAGGUGCGAAAGACCAGCCAGGCGGCACUGCUGGUGCUGCUGGAGCAGGGCCUCAUCUCAAAGGCCGACAUGGAGACCAAAGUUUGUCCAGUUCUGCUGGAUCUCACAGAACCCAGCAGCGACGACGAUUACAAGAUUGAGGCGGUUGCUAUAAUGUGUAAAGUGGUGACCAUGUUGAGCAAAGACACAGUGGAGCAUCUCUUACUGCCACGCUUCUGCGACCUGUGCAGUGACACCAGACUCUUUCAAGUGCGCAAGGUCUGCGCAGCCAAUUUUGGAGAAUUCUGUUCAAUUGUGGGUCAGGAGGCCACAGAAAAGCUACUGAUUCCCAAGUUCUUCGACCUGUGCUCAGACAGCCUGUGGGGCAUCAGGAAAGCCUGCGCUGAGUGCUUCAUGAUGGUCUCCAAUUCGACCUCACCUGAAGUGCGACGUGCAAAGUUGUCUCCGCUCUUCAUCAGCCUCAUCAGCGACCAGUCCCGCUGGGUGCGGCAGGCUGCUUUUCAGUCUCUGGGCCGUUUCAUCUCCACCUUCGCCAACCCGGCCAGCGCAGGCUUCCACUUCAGAGAGGACAACGGGCUACUUGAUGUUUCCAGGUGCACGUCAGACAGCGACUGCUCCUUGAACAUCAGCAUCGACAUCAGCAGCCACCGCAUGGAACGAACAAUCGCUCACACGCCUCCCAACCAAGAUGGGCGUGCCACGCCGUCGCCGGAGCACAUCCCGGCGGCCGAGGAGAUGAACUACGACGACAACAACCACAGCUUCGCUCACGGAGAGGCGCUCGACAGCUUGCUGCGUGUCGGCAACAACGCCAGGAACGCCAAAGAGACGACGCAGGCAGACGAGAACUUUAACUCCUUCCACUUCUGGAGACCUCCUCUACCGGACAUCAGCGGCGAACUGGAGCUGCUCAGCUGUCAAAUGGGGGACAUGAUUGACAAGAAGAGGAAAGAGACGCAGAAAGAAGCGGAAGAUUUCGGAAGCGCUCCAGGUUCCAAGGCCAGCCCUGGUAAGCCUACCAGCGACCAGAUCCAGAUGGUCUUAGACUGUUUGCAGCCGCACAUGGACGACCCGGAUGUCCAAGCUCAAGUUCAGGUCUUGUCAGCGGCUCUGAAGGCCGCUCAGCUCGACAGCCCGUCCGACGACGGUCCCACGGAAAGCCAGCCGAUGGAGCCACCUGCUGACAGCGACCCCGACAGCCCGCCUGUUGAGAGCAAAUCAGUGGAGGUUCAGGCCGAGGCCCCAGAGGGUCUCGCUAAAGAGAAGCAAACGACAGAAAGCCUUUUUGCCCCCGAGACGUGCCCGAUCCAGGAGCAAGGAGAUGAGGAGACACAAACGGAACCCCUGGAAGAUCGGGAAGAGUCGCCACCUGACUCUCCAGUUCUGGUGUCUAAGCUAAUUGAAAGUGUGGAGGAAGAGGGAAAAGAUGACUCAAUGUGUGAAGACAAGCCUAAAGUCCAGAAUGUUAUCCCGCAGCAGCUGUUGGAUCAGUACCUCUCCAUGACGGACCCGGCGCGGGCUCAGACGGUGGACACGGAGAUAGCCAAGCACUGUGCCUUCAGCCUGCCCGGCGUGGCACUCACUCUGGGCCGACAGAACUGGCACUGCCUCAAGGACACCUACGAAACGUUGGCCGCUGAUGUCCAGUGGAAAGUGCGCCGCACGCUGGCGUUCUCCAUCCACGAACUGGCGGUCAUCCUGGGGGACCAGCUGACUGCGGCAGAUCUGGUUCCCAUCUUCAACGGCUUCCUCAAAGACCUGGAGGAGGUCCGCAUCGGCGUCCUCAAGCACCUCUACGACUUCCUCAAGUUGCUCCAUGCGGACAAGAGGAGGGAAUACUUGUACCAGCUGGAGGACUUCAUGGGGCCCGAAAACGGGCGCAACUGGAGGUUCCGAUACGAGCUGGCAGAGCAGCUGAUCCUGAUCAUCGAGUUGUACAGCCACUACGACGUGUACGACUACCUCAGGCAGAUCGCGCUCACGCUCUGCUCCGACAAGGUCUCUGAAGUCAGGUGGAUCUCCUACAAGCUGGUUGUGGAGAUCCUCCAGAAGUUGUACUCAAGUGGUGCCGAUGAUUUAGGCGUGAACUUCAUCAACGAGCUCACCGUCAGGUUCUGCCAUUGUCCCAAGUGGGUGGGGCGGCAAGCCUUCGCCUUCAUCUGCCAGGCGGUGGUGGAGGAGGACUGCAUGCCCAUGGAGCAGUUCAGCCAGCACCUCCUGCCCAGCCUGCUCAGCCUCUCGUCAGACCCGGUGGCCAACGUGCGAGUGCUGGUUGCUAAGGCCCUGCGACAAAGCAUCAUGGAGAAAGCCUACUUCAAGGAGGCGGGCUGCGUCUCCUCGGACGAGCUGGAAGAAACCGUCAUGGCGCUGCAGUCGGACAAGGACCGGGACGUGCGCUUCUUCGCCAGGUUUGACCCCAGCAAAGGCCAGACCGUGGACACUGCGCCCCUCAUCUAGCCUCCGGACCACCCACCCACCUCUCUCUUUACCAGCACAACCGAUCCGGACCCCCACAACUCACCCAACCUCACCUCACGACUGCUAACAGAAAAGCACGAACCCACGUCGUUCGUUCUGUGGCGGACACGCCACACAAAAGCAGUUUUCAGGAAAUGAGCAGGACUCAAUUUUGUUUUGUUUUUCUGCACACUAACAAGCUUGACUCUCCAAAGCUAACUGAGCUUCGUUAGCUCAGU
Molecule: messenger RNA, 3745 nt
Organism: Phycodurus eques (leafy seadragon)
Lineage: Eukaryota; Metazoa; Chordata; Actinopteri; Syngnathiformes; Syngnathidae
Gene: ppp4r1l
Product: protein phosphatase 4, regulatory subunit 1-like
Exons: 20
Coding region: 621-3506 (961 amino acids)
Biological process (GO): protein dephosphorylation
Molecular function (GO): protein phosphatase regulator activity; protein binding
Source: RefSeq, a predicted model, not a curated record